AUGGAUAACUAUAACAUUGAUGGUAUACUUAUUCUGCUAUCUUCCAACAAAAUAAGGGAUAAGAAGCUCGGGCUAGAUGAUCUGACAGAUCUGCUGAAAUCUCAACCCGCGAAUGUGCCCAUAAAGGCGUAUCAGGGCAUCAGUGAGAGCCUUGUGGAGCUACUUACUUCUGAACAUAUACAAUACUGUACCCUUCUCGAUACGGAUGCUGCUGCUCGAGGGAAUAAAUUAAGCCUGCUCGAAGAGAGGUUGUCAUCGAGCGCAUACGUUCUUAGACUUUUCAUAGAGAAGUUUAAUAACAAGCUGAAACUGAGAACUUUAAAUUUCCUUUUAAAUGCAAUACCAACAUUGAUAGUUCACGAAGGUACUAUAAGAUUGAUCCCUGCAGUGGCACUAAAUUUGACCUUUGGUCUCCUGUCGCUGGUAAACUCAAAGCUAUUCAAACUGAAAUUUGUAGAGACCAAAUGGAUCUUUCUCGUGGAUAAAGUUUGUGAAAUUCUUGACCAUCAAGCGAGCGAGGACAAAACCACUUUCAAUCUUUUAGCUACUUUAGUAUCGUUGUUGAGACGAGAUACGGUGGGGUUGUACAGCGUGAGUAUCAAUUUACACAGGACAAUUUUAAGACUCAUCAAAAUGAGCGAAAAGGAGACGAGUAAUACAAAGCUGAUUUUUAAUUUGAUGAAUACUCUGAUAGUAGAAACCCACUGUCUUAAUAUCAUGGAUUCCAUACAGCUAAUUAAAGAAGCAUGGAAGUAUCAACUCACAGUAGGUGAUUUUAAUAGCGAAUCCCUACAGUUAGAAGCCACGCUAUUGGAUGUUUUUGCGAGCGAGUUGGUUUGCAAUAAUUUGCCCCUUAUGGAGGGGGCAGCCGCAGAAGACGCCGCUCAUGAAGUUUCCUAUGACCUCUUCACGGAGUACCUACUUCACAAGUUGGGCAAAUUUGAUUCAAUGUUUGUUCCUGCCAGUGCAUUAUCUUUCAAGGAAUAUGACGAAGGGUCCACUUUUUUUGGAUUAUUUGAAUUUCAGGAUAUACAAAUGACAGAUCACACAAGGGUUUUGCCUUGGUUGAAAUUGUUGUCAUCUGUAAAAUUAUUGUCUGCAUACUUCGAACAGUCAAAAAAACAUGAAGGUAACUUGUUAAGUUAUAAGAAGGCCAAAAACAGACGCAAUUUUAGCUCUAUACUUAGACUGUCCGACAAUAUGGUAUCUUUCAUCCAGUAUUGUUUGGAUGACCAGGAAAGUGAGAAUUACGUAAGGUUCGGCUUGCAAUUGGCCACAAUGUAUUUGAUUUCAGUAAACAUUGAUAAAGCAUUGCUAAAAGAUCUGAAAUCAGCUACAAUCCGCAAGCUCGAGAAUGAUGCACAUAUGGACUGGGCAUUGAUAGCAUUGAUUCCUAUAGCAGCCUCAAGGAACGUCUUAACCAUGAAGGAUCAGAUCAAAAUCUUCAAGGUGUCCCUGCCGUUGAUAAAAUACUCAGCGACCUCCAGGUUUGCAUGUGCGCUGCUUGCAAAAAUUAUUAAGGACUCUUCAGAAAUACCAUUUGAUUCGAAACUCAGAGCGGAUAUCUGUGAUAUAUAUGAGUUUUCGGAUAUAAAUGGUCCAAUAUCAAUAUGCGACGAGGCGUUUGAAUUUUGGGAGAAUCUUCAUCAUUUCUCUAACGUCAAUCUCAGAGAAAAUGAAACGGCUGAAAGCAAAGUUCUUUACUGGUUAAAAGCACGGUGGAAUGAACUGGGGGCCUUUAGUCCAAGCGGGUUGAGCACAUUUGUGUCAUGGUUAUGUGGGAAAAAUAUAAACGAAUAUGCAAAGGUUACCAAUUCUACCAACACGCUAACACUGUCAGGAAAAACAGGUCUUGCAACAAUGUACAAGCUGUGGAAAGACUAUGAAAUACAACGUAUUUUUAUGCUUCAAAAAAAUAACACUAAGCGGCUGUCCAAGCCUGAAGAUAGAGCUCGAGGUAUAAAAAAAAUCCAACUAGACAACGAGGAAUCAAACAAUUUACUUUCAAAAUUUCUGGAAGGAUUUGAAAGUAGCAAUGAAGCAGCACCCCUUAAUCGGAUAAUGCGGUCAUUUGAGCUUCUCAUGAUAGUCGAUAAAAUUUCAGGGAACUCAAAUUACUCAACCUUCAGUUACAAUUCUAAAAUUGUAUUUCAAAAAGCUUUACGAUCAUUAGACCUCCAUGAUAAAGAAAUCCAUGUAAUGCUUUUGAAAGAAAUCUUGUUCGUUCGUAUUGAAAAUAUUGGGGGGAUCUUACCUGAAUUCUUUGAUCUUUCAGUCAUAAUUAAUCCGUUGCUGGUAAAGAAAAAUGACAAAAAGAACGACGACGAUGAUUAUGGUGACGAAGUUGGUAAUACUUCAUUCAAUAAAUCAUUCAACGAAGAUUUUAAGUUUGUAAAUGCACCUCCAACACAGAGUUCCGGUAUACUUGCAGUAGCUGUUCAAGCCCUAAUGUCGAUAUACCAAAAGAGUGACUCCACAGCUUUCUAUCCAUAUUUGAAAAGAAUUAUCAAAAUUGCGAGUGCUGAUGACAUAAUUUUGUGCCUGGCCUGCUUAGGUGACUUUUUCAAGAAGAAUAACUGUCUAAAUAAAGUGGAGAAAGUUGAUAUGCUGCAAUGGUUAACUCAACGAACUGCUGAAAAACUACUUGGAUCAAAACAUAAUACUUCUAAUGAGACCAUAUCUGCCCUCAUAUACUACCUGAACUCCAUUGCGUCAGUCUGGAUCGCGGCUCCUGACACUCCAUUAAAUAGUGAUUGUAAAGAUAUUAUGGAUUGGAUAGUUGAAAGAUUCAAUGAUGUACAAUAUAGCGGCCGAAAACCCAUAGAAGAGCUGGUGGAUUUUUUGCUAAACCUCCUAAUAGGCCAUGAUCUUUCACAUGGAAUUGUCAAUGGUGGAAAGCAGCGGGUAUUUUCCACCUUAAUCAAAGGUAUAAGUAAGUUAGAUUUUGCUGCCCGAUCAAAGCAUGCAAGGAAGUUGCUCAAGUAUAUGUCAAAGGUUGGCUACAGAAAUCAGAACGUUAUUAUAUGGGAACUAAAAGAGUUGUACAAUGCUCCUCAACAAAAAAUUGAAAGUUCCGCUUUUUACACAAUGAUGCUCUGUCAAUUUUCGGUUGUUUCAUACUCAGUUAUGGUUGCUGUCAUUGCAUCUUUGUUACCUCUUUCGAGGUUUAAUCAUAUGAGAAGUUACAUUGUAUCUGUGUUGAAUGAGGUCUCUGAAAAUGUUGGGCUGGGCAGCAGGCUUGAACUUUUUCAUUAUUGUCGGAAUGACUUGAUUAUUCUGAGUUGCAUGGAUCUAAAAGACUCUGGGAACAUAUUCGCAACAUGGGAUCCCAUUCUUUUUGACAUCGACGAUACCGAUAUGGUACUCAAAAAAUACUCUAUCGAGUAUGCAGCUGCAUACUUUUCGAGGGGCUUGAAUAAUCCUAAUUUUUUGAGAAAGUUGUGUCAAGUUAAAGCAGAGGAUGAAGCAACCCUCUUUUUGCACAGUUAUCAUCUGGUGGUUCCAUUUUCAUUCCUUCCAUAUGGGAUUGGUGAUUCAAUAUUUGAGGUCGCAAUUCAGCUGUUGGGUACGAAAACUUCAUAUUUUAAUGAGAAGUACCGUCUUCUCUCAUACAAAUAUUUUCUGAGUUUUUUAGACUUGGGUACUCCUGCUCAAUGCAUGGAUAUUGUUAAGGAUAGCUUCCCUGGUUGUAGUUUUAUUGACGAUCUUUUUGGUCCUUCAGAUAAAUUGCGAAGAUAUCAGAACGAGCUAAGAAUUGACUUCCCAGAUGGUUUGAGAAUUAUCAAUUCAUAUUACUACAAAAAUGCCGCAGCCACUUCUGACUUUAACGCUUUAACAUUAUGGGUUAUUAAUGAUUUAGAGCAAAGUAACGAUUUGUUUCAACAACUCCAAUGCAUUCGGGAAAUAAAACUGCUAUUUGUGAUUUACAAAGAAGAACUAGACGAUUACUCAUUUUUGAGCCAACUAGCUGUCAGAUUAAUGACACAAUUAUCAAAAGAUGUUAUACAUGAUGAGCUGUUUUCACUGGCCAUACUCCUGAUUGAUGAACUUCAUGCACAAGAACAUGAUUUUGAGCCUGCCUUGAUUAGAAUAUUUCAGAAUUUGCUAAUACGCCAAUAUACUCUCAAGAAAGAAAUUGAUCCAUUGUAUCUUUCCAAAAUACUUUUGAUAAAAAACUGGGAUUUGAAAAAUAUGCAUAUAUGGGGGUAUUGCAUUGACGCUUUGCGAGGAGAGUCUGUUUCAGAGAAUGCAUAUCAAGUGAAUGACUUUCUCUCAGCCAAGGGAUGCAGCAAGGAGCGCGCUACUGUGAUAUCACUAUUGUUUUCCAAUAUAGAGCAACCUUGUAGGUUCGAUAGUACAUUCAAACCCUCUAUACCUUGUCUUCGCAAUGUCCUCAACAAUCCCGUACCAAAUGAGUACAUAACGGUUCAGUUUAAAUUGUGGCUUAUCGAUUACUGCAAACUGAUUCCAUAUGUUCUUCUUACUCGGGACGAUGUUGAGUUUGAGUCUCUAGCUGCCGUGAUUAUUGAAGACCUCGCUGAAAUGGGUUCUUUUGGACCACUUUACCGAAAUUUCUAUGCUUUUAUGCAAGAUUCAAACAUCAUUAAAUCGUCUCGUAGUGCUAUGUUGUGUGUUGCCAUAAUGUCGUAUUUCAGUACACAUGAAGCAAUACCAGUAUGUGACUCUCUAACUAAAGAGUCUCUAAACAAUCACCCCUUUAUCAUUGAUAUUGAUGAUGAGAUAUUCAAAAUUAUUGAAAAGGAUGUUGGUGGUUAUUUAACUGCCGACAGCUCGUGUAUGGGUGGACUUAUUAUGAACACUUCAUCUUACAACAAUUGGUUAUUAAGUAUUAUAAAAACUCUAUUGGACGGCCUGGAAAUGACACACCCGUAUCUGCAUAUUUUUUAUCCUUUGUGCCAAAGUUCAGUCCAGUUUUCAGAAGCAGCUAUUCUUCCUCUGUUUUCCAUUUCUUUGUACUCAGACGUUAAAAGAGUGGCACCUUGGUUUUUACAACUACUUGAAGGCUUUCGCGAGUUUUCUCCAGAAAUGAUAGAUCACCAAAAUAAGUUUACGCUUUUAUUCAAAAUGAUACUACUACUGCGCAUUGGCUCCCGAAGGAGUAUUCAAAACUGCAGCAAGGUUUAUUCAAAGUUAGAUUUGAAGUGGAUUUAUGAAACUGCCAUCCGGACCAGCCAUGUGAAAUUCGGAUAUAUGCUUUUUGAGGAAGUGAAUAUGGAAACACCAGUGGUUGACCAGAACUCGUUGGAAGGAAUUUACGAAGCAAUAGGUGACAUUGAUCUAUUAUCGGGCUUACCACCCUCACGCACUUUGACUCAAACUGCCGACACGGUAAGUAAAUUGGAAUGGGCCACUUGGAAAAGUCAUUCCUUUCUCAAUGCAAAAUUUGAUUCAGGCUAUUUUCUUGGAUCAGGCAACUUAGAUUCUUCAUUGGUUCGUUCAACAGAAGCAAUGGGGUUCUAUGGGUUGAGCAGUAUUGUUGCGAAAAACUUUUACAUUUCCGAUGAUGCGUACGAGUGGGCUUUGCAGCUGGGGAAGUGGGAUCUCCCCAUACCCGAAACCAUAAAUGAUAAACCGAAAAGUCUCUACUCCACCCUGAAAAGUUUGACAUUAUCUUUAAACAAUCUUCCAACAGCACUAGAACAGUCAAUGAUAGGAAUAUUUGAUGAAAGGACACAAUUUCAGAGUGAUGAUGAGUGGCUGUCUACUCUCACAGAAGUAUCUUUUUUGAAAGAUAUUGCAGAUAAUAUAUCCGAUAAGGAAAGGCUUUGCGAAUUAAUAGAGAGUCAAAAUCUGAAAGAUCAACAGCUUUUAGAAACUCUUUCUUUCAGAGACUAUAAAAUAAAUCUUCAAAGCAGAUAUAUGUUCUGCAAUAUGCUGAUUCCCAAUGAUAUACUUUUAAAGAGGUCAGAGAGAGAAAAUCUCUGUCUUGUCUCCAUAUCACAACUUUUGAUCGGUUCGAAACUUGCAGUAGCAGAAAAGCUUUCACAAGAAGCUCUCAGAAAUUCGUUCAUGCUUGAAGGAUUUCUAAAAAGAGAGGACCGAAUUUUGACAGAAUGCGAUUGGGCAGACUCAGAUUUAUUACGGACAGUGGCAUUCUCCAACGCGAUGGCUCUUUGGUCGGCAAAUGAGAUCAAAACCCCAAUUGUUAUAUUGAAGGAUUUGCUAUCACAACAACGUCAGGAUGUUAGUGUUUUAAAGCAAACUGAUUUAUCCAGACCACUUAUCAUGGUUUCGAAUGACGAGAUAAGUGCACACUUGAUUAAAUGGCUAUCCGAAUCUCGAUUUGAGUCGGGAUUUGACAUAUAUGACAAUUACAUUCGGGAAUUUGAUUUUUCUAUCUCUGAUCUCCACACAAGAGCCAAAAUUUCAUGCAUUAUGGGUGACUUCCUAAAUUCUGAGCUGCAUAGUUUGGUAGCAAGUGAUGAAAUCAACGAGAGACAACGUCAACAAAUCGUGCACAGUAAGGAUCAACAGCAACUCAAGAUAAUUAUAAAGAGCAACACAAUUUCUGAGCGGGAGCGAAAGGAUGCAAGACGACAUUUUUCCCGGCUGAACAUAGAAGUGGAACGUAAUAAUGCUACCCUUAAUGAUCUAUUGAAGAGAAAAGAGAACUUGGUAAAAGAAACAUUGCACUUCUAUGUUAGCGUUUUGGUAUACUCUGAUCGUUUCGAUAACGAUGUCCUUGAUAAAUUUUGUGGUUUGUGGUUUGAACAUGAUAAGGAUAUCUUCACAAACGAAAAACUACAGCAAGAAAUUGCUAGCAUUCCAAGUUGGAAAUUUUUACCUUGGAUUAAUCAAAUAGCAUCCAAAUUGUCACAGGCACCCACGUCGUUUCAAAGAACCCUUCAAAAGACAAUGAAAAGAAUAUUAUUCAAACUCCCAUAUGAAUCGCUAUACUCUGUUAUGAGUAUUAAACUAUAUUCUAACUAUCCAGUGGACGGUGAUAGUUCAAUCCUUCAAAAAGUGAGCGUAAUCAACACGAUUUUAAAGGAUUUACAGGUUUGUCACGACCCUGCGUAUUACAAAACGUACGUCAUUCCUAUUCAGAAAUUCUGCGAGAAAUGUUUAGAACUGGCGAGUUUGAAACCAGACGCGCGAUCAAAGCAAAUCAAUUUGUCCAAUUUGAAGAUUGGUAGAUACUGGCUGGAACAACUCCCAGGUGUCGAAUUGCCUCUACCCACAAUUCGAUUUCCGAUAACUCAUUCUCAAGAUGGCCGGAAGCAGCGGCCCUAUAUAGUUAAGGUUAAGGAGUGUAUUGAUGUCACUACUACAGGUAUUUCUUUACCGAAGGUACUAACAGUUUGGCAAUCAGAUGGUUUGAUGCAAAAAAUAUUACUGAAAGACGGUAAUGACGAUUUGAGACAGGACGCGAUUAUGGAACAGGUUUUCCAACAGGUCAAUAACAUAUUGAAGCACGACAAAUCACUUCGUAAAUCAGGGUUAGGCAUUCGAACCUAUACUGUUAUUCCGCUGGGUCCUAGAGCAGGCAUUAUUGAAUUUGUGGCAAAUUCAGUCUCGCUGCACAGGAUAUUGGGUGAUCUUCACAAACCUGACGCCUUGGGUUUUGAUGAAGCAAGAAGGAUGAUGAAAUCGGUACAGGCGAAGUCCCCUCAGGAACGGUUAAAAACGUACAAGAAAAUCACUGGGAUGAUAAACCCCCAGCUAAAACAUUUCUUCUUCAAUUCUUUCCUAGAUUCUGAGCGCUGGUUUGAUGCGAAAAGCAAAUACGCGAAAAGUCUCGCAACAAGUUCUAUUGUCGGGUAUAUUCUUGGGCUUGGGGACCGUCACUUGAAUAACAUUUUGAUUGACUCCACAAAUGGGGAACCAAUUCACAUUGACCUGGGGGUUGCGUUUGAUCAAGGUCGUUUGUUACCUAUUCCAGAGCUAGUGCCGUUCAGAUUGACAAGGGAUAUUGUCGAUGGUUUGGGGGUCACGGGGGUAGAAGGUCUAUUCCGCAGAAAUUGUGAGCGUGUCUACCAACUUUUGCGAAGCGACUCUGGAAAAGUUAUGUGUGUAUUGAACAUCUUGAAAUGGGAUCCCUUAUACUCGUGGACCUUAUCACCAGUGAAAAAGCACAAGCAUCUUCUAGAAGAUGAGGAAGAAAGCGAAUUGUACAAUGACGCUGCGUUUGCACAAAAUGAAGGGAGCAGUGCCAAGCUUUCUUUAUUCGUCGAUGAAAAUAGAAAUCAAGAGUCGUAUAAGGCGUUGAAGGGCGUCGAAGACAAACUGGUAGGGUCGGGCUUAAGCAUUGAAGCUACCGUACAAGAAUUGAUCCAACAGGCAAUGGAUCCUGCUAAGCUUUCCGUUAUUUACAUGGGAUGGUCUCCAUUUUACUAA
Huiozyma naganishii CBS 8797 is the source of this 8358-nucleotide messenger RNA. It is a transcript of the gene TEL1, whose product is annotated as DNA-binding protein kinase TEL1. The transcript has a single exon. The coding region runs from base 1 to 8358 and encodes 2785 amino acids. Gene Ontology annotation, biological process: DNA repair. NCBI's taxonomy places the organism in Eukaryota, Fungi, Ascomycota, Saccharomycetes, Saccharomycetales, Saccharomycetaceae. Gene Ontology annotation, molecular function: protein binding; protein serine/threonine kinase activity. The record is from RefSeq and is a predicted model, not a curated record.